AUGAGCGUUCGUACUGAGUUCGCACAGCGGUAUCCGCGCUUGGCAACAAUUCGGUCAUUCCUCCCACCUCAAAACUUCAUCACCUUGCACUACUUGUACUUUGUGACAGUAUGCUUGAUCUCAUCAGUCAUAUUCUAUGGCUCUUCGCGGCCGAGCCAGAGCAUUUCCUAUGCAGACAGCCUGUUCUUGGUCGUUUCAGCCAUGACUGAGACCGGGCUCAAUACCGUCAAUCUCAGUCAGAUGAGCACCUGGCAGCAGGUCAUUCUCUGGCUUCUGAUAUGUAUGGGCGGGCAGAUAUGGGUAUCUAUAUGGACCGUCUUGGCACGCAAGCGUCAUUUUGAGAAGCAGUUCAAAGAUAUUGCACGAAGAUCUACACUGAGAUCGCCAAGAUCGUUGGAUAGACGUCGGUCAAUGACCGACAUCCCACUUGCGAGGCAAGUCAUGAGCUUCAGCAGGAGCAGGACACUUCUGGCCUCGAACGAGGGUACCAAUGAGGUUGAGGACCACCACAGUGCCGGCCAGAAUGUCGCGGCUGGAUCAGGUGGAGGGCCAUCUAUCUCUGCACCGAUUGCAGUCCACAAGCUUCGAGAACCGGUUCCAAAGCCAAACGAACUGACCAUAGACACGCAUUCCAAGUCGCCUUUUGGAGUGUCGCAGUCAUGUGAGACGCCUGGACGUGAGCAUAUUUCGUUCGCAGAUGAGGAAGAACAACCAGCUCGAGCAACCACUUCGGGCAUUGACAUGGGCACCGGGCUGUCACGUCGAAACGUUGCAACUGCAGACAACACUGAUCUGGAAGGAGGGCCGCUUCAGCGCCAGAUCAGCCACCAUCAAUUUCUGACCUCGAAGAAAGUCGGGCGAAAUGCACAGUUUCAUGGUCUCACAGCUGAGCAGCGUGAGCUUUUGGGGGGCACUGAGUAUCGUGCUCUCAAAGUCCUCUCCAUUGCUGUUCCAGUUUACUUCUUUUCAUGGCAGGUUCUGGGAAAUAUCGCCCUUGGCGCCUGGAUAGCCAACAAUCAACCUCAACCUGCGCGGGACAACGGUAUUAAUCCUUGGUGGAACGGUGUUUUCAAUGGUGCAUCUGCGUUCAACAACUCGGGCAUGAGCGUCUUGGACGCCAAUAUGAUCCCGUAUGGCAGUUCCUACUUCGUGCUUAUUGUCAUGGGUGCCAUGAUAUUAGCAGGCAAUACUGCAUACCCAGUGUUUCUGCGAUUCUGGCUCUGGAGCAUCUUGAAGUUGUUGAACUUGUUAACCUAUGAGAGUUCCUUCCGAGAUCUCAAAGAGACACUCGAGUACAUCCUCAAGUACCCACGGCGGGUCUACACUAACUUGUUCCCUUCGAGGGCAACAUGGUGGCUAUUGUUCAUGUUGUUUGUCCUCAACGGGACGGAUUGGGUAGCAUUCGAAGUCCUCAAUCUGGGAAAUCCCAAUCUAGGGCAUAUUUCAGUUGGUUCAAAAAUCAUUGACGGACUUUUCCAAGCCAUUGCUGUCCGCUCUGGUGGAUUCUAUGUGGUUUCGAUCCCGACUCUUUACAUCGGUCUUCAAGUUCUUUACGUAAUUAUGAUGUACAUCAGCGUCUAUCCUGUUGUCAUCACGAUGCGGCACUCCAAUGUCUACGAAGAACGCUCGCUUGGUAUCUACGAUGAGCAGCACGACACAGCAUCACUUGCUUCAACAGGAUCCGACACAACCUCUCGAGAUGCGAAUACGAACCGGCCGUCUCUCAUGAGGCGCGCCCUUCGCAAUGCCGUAGGCCGAUUCGAUGGUGUUGGCGCCGCACCGCGACACGCAAGCGAUUCUGCCCCAGAAAGUCGCUCUAGUUUCAUAGGCCAUCAGGUCCGCGGCCAACUCUCGCACGAUAUGUGGCUGCUUGUUCUUGCCGUGUUGAUCAUAUCGACAAUUGAGACGCGCCACUUCCUCGAGGAUCCUGAAACGUUCUCCGUUUUUAACAUUAUUUUCGAAGUUGUGUCAGCUUAUGGCUGCGUGGGCAUUUCGGUUGGCGUGCCGUACGACGCAUUUAGUCUUAGUGGCGGAUUGUACACGGGAAGCAAGUUGGUACUAUGCUUUGUAAUGCUCAGAGGUCGACACCGCGGAUUGCCAGUCGCAUUGGACCGCGCCGUGAGACUACCUGGGGAGGAACUUGGACUCACAGAGGAGGAAGACUAUCGCAUCAGAAGGAGCCUAUCCAUGAGACGGCAGAGUAUCGGUGAAGCUUAA
Messenger RNA from Truncatella angustata, 2217 nucleotides. RefSeq names its product cation transport protein-domain-containing protein. Gene Ontology annotation, cellular component: plasma membrane. The record is from RefSeq and is a predicted model, not a curated record. The transcript has 2 exons. Gene Ontology annotation, molecular function: high-affinity potassium ion transmembrane transporter activity. Lineage: Eukaryota; Fungi; Ascomycota; Sordariomycetes; Amphisphaeriales; Sporocadaceae. The coding region runs from base 1 to 2217 and encodes 738 amino acids. Gene Ontology annotation, biological process: intracellular potassium ion homeostasis; potassium ion import across plasma membrane.